Messenger RNA from Notodromas monacha, 2730 nucleotides. The record is from the annotation of a GenBank genome assembly. NCBI's taxonomy places the organism in Eukaryota, Metazoa, Arthropoda, Ostracoda, Podocopida, Cyprididae.
AUGGCGAUGCGCAGAAUCACCUCAGUGUUUUUACGGACAUUGACUAGACCUGCGAUCGCGAAUCGCCGGAUAUUUGUGUCGCGUAUUACCGAAAAUACAUCAAGAACUUUUCUCACUACCAGCCGGUUUUAUGCGGAGAAAAGUGAAGUCGGCCGGCUGGAACGAACUCUGAAACUAGAGUUUACGUGCAAAAUUUGCAGCGAGAGAGUGUCAAAAUUUAUCUCCAAGCUGGCCUAUGACAGAGGAAUCGUGAUCGUCAAAUGCCCGGGCUGUGAGAAUUUGCAUCUCAUUGCUGACCGGCUUUGUUGGUUCAAACAUCUCGAAGGAAGAGACAUAGAGGAGUUCUUGAAAGAGCGAGGAGAGGAAAUAAGGAGAUCAUUGCCGACCGAGGAAGUAGUGAUUCAUCGGGCAAUGGCAGUUGACGCAAUGCAGUGCGGAGUGCUUUUUCUCGACGACACGACUUCCACAUUCGCACUUCCGAAGAAAGCCCGCGGCCAGGCGUUAUUGGAUCUCGUUUUUCGGCAUUUAGAUCUCGUGGAAAGGGACUAUUUCGGGUUGAAAAUUUGCAAGUUGUCGGAAAAAUCGGAUGCUGGGCUCCGAUGGCUGGAUCCGAGGAAGAUUAUUCGCAAACAGAUCCCAGAAGGAGAUCCACUGGAAUUUCACUUCAGAGUGAAGUUUUUCGUCGACGACCCGCGCACGCAGCUGCAGGAAGAAUACACUCGUUACCUGUACGUUCUUCAACUGCAAAAAGAAAUCCAUAACGGGUCGUUGCCGUGUCCAACGAGCGUAGCUGCGAAUCUCACGGCUUGCGCCCGACAAUCGGAACUUGGAGAUGCCCCUUUGAUUGAUGAAAGUCCGGUCACCAGUCUUCAGCUCAUCCCCGAUCAAAACACGGACGUGGACCGUGUUGCUGUAGAACUCCAUGAAACCAUGCGAGGCUUGACCCCCGCGGAAGCUGAGCUCAAAUUCCUCGACCAGGCCAAAGAGUUGGACUUGUACGGAGUGGAGUUCCACGAUGCCUGGGAUUGGGAUCGGAAUCCGGUCCAAAUGGGAGUCGCCUCCAAGGGCCUGUAUCUCUAUAAGAAUUCCAAAAGGCAGAGCUUUUAUUCCUGGGAGUCCAUCAUGAAGCUUUGUUUCAAGCAACGGGAGUUCUUCAUUGAGCUGUCUCGUGAUGAAGUGGUUUUCACGUUGACUUGUUACAGGUCGUGUAAAGACCUGUGGAAGAGCUGCGUGGAGCAUCACACGUUUUUCCGGUCCUUGCGUGAACUCAAUCCGGAUCCCGUAAAAGAAGCGUCCGUGCCACGAGUCCUUUUCCAUCCCUCGCUGCGUCGCCUGCCUUUCAUGUCCGGUUCCAAGUUCCGGUACACGGGGAAAACCGCGUUGCAAGCCUUCGAGGAAUCCCGAAGCCGGGCCCGGAACGACAAGGCGUUUGUGCGGUCUUUCAGCAAGUACGUGGUGAAGCGCAACGGAGCCCUGCGUUGUCUCGCCCAAGAAACUCCGCAAGUCUCUGCCGGUUCCCCCGAUGCGCAAGGAAGGUUCGGAUUCAACGUCAAGGGCGGCGUCGAUAAAACCAUGCCGGUGAUAGUUACCCGAGUUGCUCCGAAUACUCCUGCCGACAAAUGCUAUCCCAGGCUAAACGAAGGCGAUCAAGUCAUGCUCAUCAAUCAACAAGAUGUUUCCAACCUAACACACCGCCAAGUGGUGGACUGCAUUCGUGCAGCGAUGAACUGCAAAUCACACGCAUUAGUGCUCACUGUUAAACCCAACGUGUACAUUGGGGAGGACGUGGAAGAACCUGCAUUCCAGUACGUUCCCGAAGCUCACAAAUCUCCGGUUACUCCGUCCGGUUCAGCGUUGGCUCAGUCGAUGAUGUUGCUCACGGAAGCCAUUGAGACUGGCUUGUUAACGACUCAAUUUGAAGCUGUUUUUCGGUGCAAGCCGGAACUGAGCAUGGCGGAUUGCCGAAAGCCGGAGAACAUCCACAAGAAUCGCUACAAGGAUAUCUUACCCUAUGAUACCACGCGGGUCGUUUUGAAAUCCGCCAAUUCUGGUGAUUACAUCAACGCGAAUUACGUGGACAUGGAAAUUGCGGGGACGGACAAGGUGAACCGGUUCAUCGCUGCUCAAGGUCCUCUCGCUUCCACGUGCGUUGAUUUUUGGCUCAUGGCCUGGGAGACCAAGUCUCCGUUAGUCGUGAUGCUCACAACAGUGUUGGAAGGCGGGCGAACCAAGUGCCAUCCGUAUUGGCCAGCGAAAAAUCAAAGUCAGCUCUAUGACGGUUUCAGUGUCACGUGUUCCGAAGAGUCCACUGAGGGCUGUUUGACCAUUCGGCAAUUCUCCAUCAAGCACGAAGACGACGCUGAAAUUGUGCACGAGGUGACGCAGUUGCAGUAUAACACGUGGCCGGAUCACGGAGUCCCGGCACAUUGCGACGAAUUUGUUAGCUUUGUUCGUAAGAUCCGAGAAUUACGAGGGGAUUCCGAAGAGCCAGUGAUCGUGCACUGCUCGGCCGGGAUUGGAAGGACUGGUGUGUUGAUCCUCAUGGACACGGCCAUUUCGUUAAUCGAGGCCAAUCAACCGGUUUACCCAUUGGACAUGGUGCAGACGAUGCGAAGCCAGCGGGCCAUGAUGAUUCAGACUUCUAGUCAAUACAAGUUCGUGUGCAAAGCUGUGGUCAAGGUGUAUAAAGAGAGCCUUGCUCAAUCUUCCAGCAGUGUUGUGGAAACUUGA